CCCAGCUGGAGCUUUACAAUCCCAAUUCUAUUCCAGUGCUGCCUACACCAUCUCAAUAGAUCUCUUUCACACCCCACCACCAACACCAAAACCUCUAUUCUCACUCCCCACUCCCUCCCUCCCUCUUCCCCAUCUCAUCCCAAACAGAAAAUACAAAGAGCAAGAUGUUAAUCACCAAACAAGCCAUCCCAAGCGAUGCCCCCACCCUCGCAACCCUCUACCUCCAAUGCUUCAACUCCCCCACAGAGCGCCACCUCUGGCCCGACGUGCCCCGUAUGCACGAAUGGUGGACUGCCACUUUUGCAGGGAAACUCAACAGACCUGAUGAAUUCCAUACUUUGAAAGUAGUGGAUACCGACAAGGGAGAUGAGAUUGUGGGCUUUUUGGAGUGGAAGUUGCCUGCUCCUAUCUCUAUCUCUACCUCUACUUCUGAGGGGAUACAGGGGGAUGAGGAGGAUGAGUAUCCGCCAUAUCCUGAGGAGGUCGGUGGAUUGGAUUUAUGGAAUAAGUUGUUGGUUGAGAUGGGGAGUAAGACGGUGCAGGUUAUGGGGGAGAGGAGGUUUUAUUUCCUAAACAUCCUAGGCACCCACCCCUCCUACCGUCGUCGAGGCGUGGCCUCGGAAAUGAUCAAAUGGGGAAUCGAUCGUGCGGAUGAGGAAGGAAUCGAGGCGUUUGUGAUUUCUGCUCCCAUGGCGAGACCGGUCUAUUUGAAGCAUGGGUUUGAGUUGGUGCUGGAGGGGGAGGAUCUUGGUGGGGAACAUGGCGAGUUUGUGCCGGGUUAUAUGCUUAGGAAGCCGAGGGUGGGUACUAAGGAGAAGAAGGUUGUGUGUGGG
Aspergillus sclerotioniger CBS 115572 is the source of this 833-nucleotide messenger RNA. Its product is annotated as GNAT family N-acetyltransferase. The transcript is spliced from 2 exons. Gene Ontology annotation, molecular function: acyltransferase activity, transferring groups other than amino-acyl groups. The annotation marks the transcript as partial. Lineage: Eukaryota; Fungi; Ascomycota; Eurotiomycetes; Eurotiales; Aspergillaceae. The record is from RefSeq and is a predicted model, not a curated record.